Messenger RNA from Antrostomus carolinensis (chuck-will's-widow), 6026 nucleotides. It is a transcript of the gene ARID2, whose product is annotated as AT-rich interaction domain 2. Gene Ontology annotation, cellular component: SWI/SNF superfamily-type complex. NCBI's taxonomy places the organism in Eukaryota, Metazoa, Chordata, Aves, Caprimulgiformes, Caprimulgidae. The record is from RefSeq and is a predicted model, not a curated record. Gene Ontology annotation, molecular function: DNA binding. Gene Ontology annotation, biological process: regulation of DNA-templated transcription.
AUGUCUGUUAAACCAACUGUCUCUGAAAGUGUAACUACAACUGUUUGCACUAGUAGUUUGGAAUCCCAAGAUGGCCUUUACUCUGAGGACACAGACAGACUUCUUCCGAAUCUGACAUCAGCAGUUGAGUCUGUCCUGGCUGAUGAUUACCCCUCACCAGCUGGAAGUUAUCUAGAAAAGUAUGAAAAAGUUCAUCAUUUUGGGGAGGAGGAUGAUGAGGUACAACCAGGCAAUCCAAAGCCACAACUUCCUAUUGGUGCAAUUCCAACAUCCUAUAACUACCAGCAACACAGUGUGUCAGAUUACCUUCGUCAAAGCUAUGGGCUGUCUAUGGACUUUAACUCACCAAAUGACUAUAAUAAAUUGGUGCUUUCACUGUUAUCUGGACUCCCAAAUGAAGUGGACUUUGCAAUUAAUGUAUGUACUCUUCUUUCAAAUGAAAGCAAGCAUGUUAUGCAGCUUGAAAAGGACCCUAAAAUCAUCACUUUACUGCUUGCAAAUGCUGGGGUGUUUGAUGACACUUUAGGAUCAUUUUCGGCUGUAUUUGGAGAAGAAUGGAAGGAGAAAACUGACAGAGAUUUUGUUAAGUUUUGGAAGGAUAUUGUUGAGGAUAUUGAAGUUCGUGAUCUAAUUUCUGACAGAAGCAAAUCUCAAGAUAUUCCAUCAGAAGAAUGGAUUUGGGAAUCCUUGUUUCAUCCACCUCGCAAGUUGGGCAUUAAUGAUAUCGAAGGGCAGCGGGUACUUCAGAUUGCAGUGAUUUUACGUAAUCUUUCUUUUGAAGAGGGAAAUGUUAAACUUUUGGCAGCUAAUCGUACUUGUCUUCGGUUCCUGCUACUCUCUGCUCAUAGUCAUUUUAUUUCUCUACGGCAGUUGGGGCUUGACACGCUGGGAAAUAUUGCAGCAGAGCUUCUUUUGGAUCCUGUUGAUUUCAAAACUACUCAUCUAAUGUUCCACACAGUUACAAAAUGCCUCAUGUCAAGGGAUAGAUUUUUAAAAAUGAGAGGCAUGGAAAUCUUGGCAAAUCUUUGUAAGGCUGAAGAUAAUGGUGUCUUAAUUUGUGAAUAUGUGGAUCAAGAAUCCUAUAAAGAGAUCAUAUGUCAUCUCACGCUACCAGAUGUGCUGCUGGUAAUCUCAGCACUUGAGGUGCUAUACAUGCUCACAGAAAUGGGAGAAGUGGCCUGCUCAAAGAUUGCUAAAGUGGAGAAGAGCAUAGAUACAUUAGUAUGUCUGGUUUCUAUGGACAUCCAGAUGUUUGGACCUGAUGCACUUACUGCUGUAAAACUCAUUGAACACCAGUGCAUUAGCCAGCAAGGAGUACCUGAUGUCAGACCACAAGUAAUGGAUCAUGGUUCUUCACAGGCUCAUGCAACAGGUGUCCCAGCCUCUAGGACAGCACCACAUGUUGCUCCACCACCGGGAAUAGUAGAAAUAGACAGCGAGAAAUUUGCAUGUCAGUGGUUGAAUGCACAUUUUGAGUUGAAUCUUGAUUGCUCAGUCUCUCGAGCAGAAAUGUACUCUGAAUACCUCUCUACCUGUAGUAAAUUAGCUCGAGGUGGAAUCCUAACAUCAACUGGAUUUUAUAAAUGUCUGCGAACUGUCUUUCCAAAUCAUACAGUGAAGAGAGUAGAAGAUCCAAGUAACAAUGGUCAAGCACAUAUACAUGUGGUAGGAGUGAAAAGGAGAGCUAUACCACUUCCCAUUCAGAUGUACUAUCAGCAGCAACCAACUUCGUCUACCCCAGUUGUCCGGGUUGAUUCAAUUCCUGACGUAUCUUCGUCUCCUUCGCCAGCAGGAAUCCCGCAUGGGCUACCAAGCGUAGGAAAUCACUAUCAGAGGACCCCUAUUAAUCAAGCUUCAACUUUGACAGCAACACAGAUGUCUUUUCCAAUUCAAGGUGUUCAUACUGUGGCACAGACUGUUUCUAGAAUUCCACAAAAUCCUUCUAUUCAUACACAGCAGCAACAGAAUGCUCCAAUGACUGUUAUACAGAAUAAAGGUCCAAUACCCUGUGAAGUAGUGAAGGCCACAGUAAUACAGAGCUCUGUUCCCCAGUCUGCAGUUCCUGUCACUAUUGCUGUAGGAGGAGCACCACAAGCUUCUAAUCAAAACCACAGCACUACAGGACAACAGCCGUCUGUUACUGUUGUUAGUUCUCAGACGUUGCUUCACCACCAACCUGUAAUUCAACAACAGUCUCCACUGCAUGCAGUGGUACCUGGACAGAUACCUUCAGGCACUCCUGUUACGGUAAUUCAGCAAGCUGUACCUCAGGGUCAUAUAUUUGGGAGAGUACAAAACAUACCAGCAUGCAGUUCAGCAGUUUCACAGGGUCAACAGCUAAUCAGCACAUCAUCACAACCUGGGCAGACAUCGUCUCAGCAGUCCUCUGCUGGCAACCAGCAACAAGAUACAGUCAUCAUAGCACCACAGCAGUACGUCACAACCUCUGCAUCUAACAUUGUUUCUGCCACCACAGUUCAAAAUUUCCAAGUAGCAGCUGGGCAGGUGGUUACAAUUGCAGGUGUCCAAAACCCACCAACAUCUAGGGUAGGGUUUCAGAAUAUUGCACCAAAGCCUCUGCCAUCUCAGCAAGUUCCACCCACUGUGGUACAGCAGCCAAUGCAGCCACAGCAGCAGCCUCCACCACCAUCCCAGCAAAGCGUCGUGAUUGUAAGCCAGCCAGCUCAGCAAGGUCAAACGUAUGCACCAGCCAUUCAUCAAAUAGUGCUUGCUAAUCCAGCUUCUCUUCCCACUGGUCAAGCUGUCCAGUUGACUGGGCAGCCAAGCAUUACUCCAUCUUCUUCACCAUCCCCAGGUCCGGUUACAAAUAAUCAAGUCCCCACAGUUAUGUCAUCUUCAUCUACCACUUCUCAGUCACAAGGACCCCCUCCUACUGUCAGCCAGAUGCUUUCUGUAAAGAGGCAGCAGCAGCAGCAGCAGCAACAGCAACAUUCACCAGCAUCAUCGCAGCAGCAGGUACAGGUACAACAACCAAUACAAAUGCAAGUUCAGUCACAACAAGCUAAUACAGGAGUUGGCCAGCCUAAUUCUGGUGAGUCUAGUCUGAUAAAACAACUGCUUCUUCCAAAAAGAGGCCCCUCAACUCCAGGGGGGAAGCUUAUACUCCCAGCUCCGCAGAUUCCUCCACCUAACAAUGCAAGGGCUCCUAGCCCUCAGGUGGUUUAUCAGAUGGCCAAUAACCAGGCACCAGGUUUUGGAGUUCAAGGACAGUCUCCAACUCAGCAGCUGCUAGUUGGACAGCAAAAUGUUCAGCUGGUCCCAGGUGCAAUCCAGCCCCAAGGGGCAGUACAAACAGUACCCAUUUCUAAUUUACAGAUAUUGCCAGGCCAGUUGAUCUCAAACAGCCCAGCAACUAUUUUCCAAGGGACUACUGGCAACCAGGUUACGAUAACAGUUGUGCCAAAUACGAGUUUUGCUACUGCAACUGUGAGUCAUGGAAAUGCAACUCAAAUCAUUGCGCCAGCUGCAGUCAGUGGAGCACAGACAGGAGUUGGGCUACAGGUGCAAACACUUCCAGCUACUCAAGCACCUUCAGCUGGACAAUCACCGUGUACUGCUGCUCCCCCAUUCAAAGGUGAUAAAAUAAUUUGCCAAAAGGAGGAAGAAGCAAAGGAAGCAACAGGUUUACACAUUCAUGAACGUAAAAUUGAAGUUAUGGAGAAUCCUUCCUGCCGAAGAGGAGCUGCAAACACCAGCAAUGGGGAUGCAAAAGAAAAUGAAAUGCAGGUGGGAAGUCUUUUAAAUGGGAGAAAGUAUAGUGACUCCAGUCUACCUCCUUCUAACUCAGGGAAAACUCAGAAUGAGGCCAAUCAGUGCUCACAAGUCAGUAAUGGGCCAUCAUUAGAAAUGGGUGAGAACGGAGCUCCUGGAAAGCAGAACUUUGAACAAAUGGACACACAGGAAAUUAAAAGUGAUUUGAAGAAGCCCCUAGUUAAUGGAAUCUGUGAUUUUGAUAAAGGAGAUGGUUCUCAUUUGAACAAAAACAUUCCAAAUCACAAAACUUCCAAUCAUUUAGGAAAUGGUGAGAUAUCUUCAGUGGAACAACAAGGGAAUUUGGAUGCCACGCAGCAAGAUACUGCCAAAGGUGAUCAAGGGGAAAGAAUUUCUAAUGGGCCUGUAUUAACUUUGAGUAGUUCACCUGUUGUAAGCGGUACACAGGAGGCUGCAAAACUGUUAACUCAGCAACUUAGUGGUACCAACACUGAUUUACCUAAUGGACCUCUAGCUUCAAGUUUGAAUUCAGAUGUGCCUCAGCAACGCCCAAGUGUAGUUGUCUCACCACAAUCUACAGCCUCUGUUAUACAGGGGCAUCAAAUCAUAGCAGUUCCACACUCAGGACCUAGAGUGUCCCAGUCUACCCUGUCAUCCGAAGUUCGGUCUACUAAUGGCACAGCAGAAUGCAAAACUGUAAAGAGACCAGCAGAGGAUAAUGACAGGGAAACUGUUCCAGGAAUUCCAAAUAAAGUAGGAGUUAGAAUUGUUACAAUCAGUGACCCCAACAAUGCUGGUUGCAGUGCAACAAUGGUUGCUGUGCCAGCUGGAGCGGAUCCAAGCACUGUAGCAAAAGUAGCAAUAGAAAGUGCUGUUCAACAAAAGCAGCAGCAUCCAACCACGUAUAUACAAAGCAUGGUCACACAGAGCACACCUGCAACGUCGAUACCAACAGUGCAAGUACAGGGCCAGCAGAUCAAUUUGCAGCCACCUUCGUACACUGCAGCAAGUCAGCAUGCAGAGCAAAUGAAAAAACCUGGACAGAACUUCAUGUGUCUGUGGCAAUCUUGUAAAAAGUGGUUUCAAACACCAUCACAAGUUUUCUAUCAUGCAGCAACUGAACAUGGAGGAAAAGAUGUCUACCCAGGGCAGUGCUUAUGGGAGGGAUGUGAACCUUUCCAGAGGCAGAGGUUUUCCUUCAUUACCCAUUUACAGGAUAAGCACUGUUCCAGAGAUGCUUUGCUUGCAGGAUUAAAGCAAGAUGAACACGGACAAGCAGGAAAUCAGAAGCCUUCCAAUAAGCAGCCAGCUGUGGGGGGUACUGCCUCUACUCCCAGAGCACAGAAGGCCAUUGUGAAUCAUCCGAGUGCUGCCCUAAUGGCAUUAAGGAGGGGAUCAAGAAACCUUGUCUUCAGAGAUUUCACAGAUGAAAAAGAGGGACCAAUAACUAAACACAUCCGAUUAACAGCUGCCUUAAUAUUAAAAAAUAUUGGUAAAUAUUCAGAAUGUGGUCGCAGAUUGUUAAAAAGACAUGAAAAUCAUCUAUCAGUGCUAGCCAUUAGUAAUAUGGAAGCUUCCUCCACACUUGCCAAAUGCCUUUAUGAACUUAAUUUUACUGUCCAGAGUAAAGAACAUGAAAAAGACUCUGAGAUGCUGCAGUGAGAAAAGUCCCUCUUGUACAUCGGGACAGAGAGAUAGUCAAACACAUUUCAAAUACUGUUACUGAAGAAAGCACCAAGUCUUAAUGGAACAGAGACCAUAGAUUGAAUUAUUUUAUCUCCUCCCGUGAUGCUGAGAGGAAGCUUUGUAUUCUGAUCACUCAACGAAUCCCUUUGUUCUGGUUAGAAAAAGGAGGGGAAAAAAACAAACAAAAAACAAACUGCCAUGGGAUUUUCAACCAGCUGUCUGCAGGAUGUCUCUCAAAUCUGAUAAAUCCUGAAGGAAACUGGUGUGAUCAGAAUUCAGUACCAUCCACAUUGGAAUAAACAUGGAAUAUUGUAAAACCUACAUGAGCAGAUGAAAUAGAAGCAUUAAAUAUUUUUAUCUAUAUCCAAAAAGGAGCACAUUUUUAUAUUUACGAAACCGUUUAAGCUGGUUUGAAUAAAAAAGAAAAGUUUCAGCACACCUGUAACCCCCUGGUCUCGGAGGGUGCCACCAGUAUCUAGCUAUGGAUUGCGUGUUUUGUUUAGAAAUCAGUAGCUUGGUUUUCUUACUUGAGCCAAUAUAUUUUCACUUAUUUAUUAUCAUAAAAAUUUACCAGUCUGAAUAGAUCUUGUAAAUAUUUGUGAAUAGAA